CGCCCCCGCGCCGCCGGCCCUGGCUUCCGACAGCUUUUCCACUCGGGUUCCCGCAAGCUGUCGUUUCGGUUUCUGGCUGGCGCUCGAGGACGCAGGGAGGGUCUGUGUGUAGGAGACUCCAGACUGUAGGCGCUGCCAUGGCCCCUGUGCUUAGCAAGGACGCGCCGGACAUCGAGAGUAUCCUGGCUUUAAAUCCUCGCAUGCAAAAUCAUGCAACUCUGCGUUCCACUUCGGCCAAGAAAUUAGACAAGAAACAUUGGAAGAGAAACCCCGAUAAGAACUGUUUUAAUUGUGAGAAGCUGGAAAAUAAUUUUGAUGACAUCAAGCACACGACUCUUGGUGAGCGAGGAGCUCUCCGAGAAGCAAUGAGAUGCCUGAAAUGUGCAGAUGCCCCCUGUCAGAAGAGCUGUCCAACUCAUCUGGAUAUUAAAUCAUUCAUCACAAGUAUUGCAAACAAGAAUUAUUAUGGAGCUGCCAAGAUGAUAUUUUCUGAUAACCCACUUGGUCUUACUUGUGGAAUGGUAUGUCCUACUUCGGAUCUUUGUGUAGGAGGAUGCAACUUGUAUGCCACUGAAGAAGGACCAAUUAAUAUUGGUGGACUCCAGCAGUUUGCUACUGAGGUGUUCAAAGCGAUGAAUAUCCCACAGAUCAGAAAUCCUUCUCUGCUACCCCCAGAAAAAAUGUCUGAAGCCUAUUCUGCAAAAAUUGCUCUUUUUGGUGCUGGUCCUGCCAGUAUAAGUUGUGCUUCUUUUCUGGCUAGAUUAGGCUACUCAGACAUCACUAUAUUUGAAAAACAAGAAUAUGUUGGUGGUUUAAGYACUUCUGAAAUUCCUCAGUUCCGGCUGCCUUAUGAUGUAGUGAAUUUUGAGAUUGAGCUUAUGAAGGAUCUUGGUGUAAAGAUAAUUUGUGGUAAAAGUCUUUCAGUGAAUGAAAUGACUCUCAACACUUUGAAAGAAAAUGGCUACAAAGCUGCAUUCAUUGGAAUAGGUUUGCCAGAACCCAAUAAAGAUCACAUCUUCGAAGGCCUUACACAGGACCAGGGGUUUUACACAUCCAAAGACUUUUUGCCUCUUGUAGCCAAAGGCAGUAAACCAGGAAUGUGCGCCUGUCACUCUCCAUUGCCAUCGAUACAGGGAGCCGUGAUUGUACUCGGAGCUGGAGACACUGCCUUUGACUGUGCAACAUCCGCUUUACGUUGUGGAGCCCGCCGCGUGUUCAUCGUCUUCAGAAAAGGCUUUGUUAAUAUAAGAGCUGUCCCGGAGGAGAUGGAGCUGGCUAAAGAAGAAAAGUGUGAAUUUUUGCCUUUCCUUUCCCCACGGAAAGUUAUARUAAAAGGUGGAAGAAUUGUUGCAAUGCAAUUUGUUCGGACAGAACAAGAUGAAGCUGGAAAAUGGAAAGAAGAUGAAGACCAGAUAGUCCAACUGAAAGCUGAUGUGGUCAUCAGUGCCUUUGGUUCAGUUCUGAGUGAUCCUAAAGUGAAAGAAGCCUUGAGACCUAUAAAAUUUAACAGAUGGGAUCUCCCAGAAGUAGAUCCAGAAACUAUGCAAACCAGUGAACCGUGGGUGUUUGCAGGUGGUGAUAUUGUUGGUACCGCUAACACUACAGUGGAGUCAGUGAAUGAUGGAAAGCAAGCUUCUUGGCACAUUCACAAAUAUAUACAGUCACAAUAUGGAGCUUCAGUUUCUGCCAAGCCCGAACUACCCCUCUUUUACACUCCUAUUGAUCUGGUGGACAUUAGUGUGGAAAUGGCUGGAUUGAAGUUUAUAAAUCCUUUUGGUCUUGCUAGUGCAACCCCAGCUACUAACUCAUCAAUGAUCCGAAGAGCUUUUGAAGCUGGAUGGGCUUUUGCCUUGACCAAAACUUUCUCUCUUGAUAAGGACAUCGUGACAAAUGUUUCACCCAGAAUCAUCCGGGGGACCACCUCUGGCCCCAUGUAUGGCCCUGGACAAAGCUCCUUCCUGAAUAUUGAGCUGAUCAGUGAAAAAACAGCUGCAUAUUGGUGUCAAAGUGUCACUGAACUAAAGGCUGACUUUCCAGACAAUAUCGUGAUUGCUAGCAUCAUGUGCAGUUACAACAAAAAUGACUGGGUGGAACUCUCCAAAAAGGCUGAGGCUUCCGGAGCAGAUGCCCUGGAGUUAAAUUUAUCGUGUCCACAUGGCAUGGGAGAGAGAGGAAUGGGACUGGCUUGUGGGCAGGAUCCAGAGCUGGUUCGGAACAUCUGUCGCUGGGUUAGGCAAGCUGUUCAAAUUCCUUUUUUUGCCAAGUUGACCCCAAAUGUCACUGAUAUUGUGAGCAUCGCAAGGGCUGCAAAAGAAGGUGGUGCAGAUGGUGUUACAGCCACAAACACUGUCUCAGGUCUGAUGGGACUGAAAGCUGAUGGCACACCAUGGCCAGCAGUGGGUACUGGAAAGCGAACCACAUAUGGAGGAGUGUCAGGGACAGCAAUCAGACCUAUUGCUUUGAGAGCUGUGACCUCCAUUGCUCGUGCUUUGCCUGGAUUUCCUGUUCUGGCCACUGGUGGGAUUGAUUCAGCUGAAAGUGGCCUUCAGUUUCUCCACAGCGGUGCAUCAGUCUUACAGGUGUGCAGUGCUAUUCAGAAUCAGGAUUUUACUGUGAUUGAAGACUAUUGCACUGGCCUCAAAGCCCUGCUCUAUCUGAGCAGCAUUGAAGAGCUUCAAGACUGGGACGGGCAGAGUCCAGCCACUGUGAGGCACCAGAAAGGGAAACCAGUUCCACGAAUUGCUGAGCUCAUGGGAAAGAAACUGCCAAGCUUUGGACCUUUUCUUGAGCAGCGCAAGAAAAUCAUAGCAGAGAACAAGAUUAGACAGAAAGAGCAAAACACAGCUUUCUCACCACUUGAGAGAAAAUGUUUUAUACCCAAAAGGCCUAUACCUACCGUCAAGGAGGUAAUCGGAAGAGCACUGCAGUACCUUGGAGCAUACGGUGAACUGAGCAUCACAGAGCAGGUUGUGGCUAUGAUCGAUGAAGAAAUGUGUAUCAACUGUGGUAAAUGCUACAUGACCUGUAAUGACUCUGGCUACCAGGCUAUACAGUUUGAUCCGGAAACCCACCUGCCCACGAUUACUGACAAGUGUACAGGCUGCACUCUCUGUCUCAGUGUCUGCCCUAUUAUCGACUGCAUCAAAAUGGUUUCCAGGACAACACCUUAUGAACCACAGAGAGGCUUACCCUUAGCUGUGAAGCCUGUGUGUUAAGGCGAUUUGCAAAACAGUUGCUGUGAACUUCAAUGUCACCUACAUAUGCUUAUCUUUUAAAAUUGUAAUCAUUGCGUUCACUUCUUUCCCAAUUAAAAUAUAUAUACAACUUCUAACUAAAUUUCUAUAUUAAAAAAAUGUCUAAUUCCAGUGACCAAUUAAUGAUCAUAAAAUAGAAUAAUUCUUUUCUGAGGAUAGCUAUUAAAUAACUGUGUAGCAGUUAAUUGGAUGUUCACUGUCAGUUGUCUAUUGUGAAAAAUUAACUUUUUCAUGGCAAUUACUGUGAUAAUUUCCAAAUAGCCCUGUGCUGUGCUCCAUCUUUGAUUUCUAAUUGUAAGAGAAAUUAAGUAUUCUGGAACAAAAUACACUUUAACAUACAAGAAAAUGUUUCUGAUGAAACAUUUUUGUAAUUAAAAAUUACCUUUCAUUUUUAAUACUGCUUCUCAGAAAAUGUAAUUAGUACCAUAGAGUACAAAUGAAGAAAGUCAAAUAAUUAUUUACCAUGGCAGGAAAAGAAAGUCUAAAAGAGAGUUAAUAGAACUUUAUGAAGGCCCUCUUGCUCUCAUAGCUUCUUUGGGGUGCUAGGUGCCAAAAGUGAGAAUAUUUACCACUCAUGCCUGAGACAGGUGUCCAAACUGCUCACCAGUGGACCACAUGACAUUCUCCUUUAAAUAUUUAAACUAUGUUCCUAAUGAAAUAAGAUGUUACAAUGGCACUCUGGUUAAUGCCACUCUUUUACUGUGCACAGAUCUGCUCUAUCUGCUUUUAAUAGUAACCUUUAUGAUUAUAGCAAUUAAUGUUCAAACAAAGCCCAAACUACACACAGCUGAGUCAUGUGCUUCAUUAUUCAAGAAUGAAAAAUAUAGUAUUGAUAAUGUGUAUGUCAUUUGCAAAACCAGUUUGACUACUUUCUAUUUUACCAUUUAUGUUUAAUUUAAAGCCAUAGAAUGAAAAAGAAAUUUAUAUUUUCUGAUAUUAAUAAAUAAUAUUUUUCUAUUUCUCUAUUUUCAUAAUCAAUAAGUAGCAUUACAUAAAUUCACUUUCUCUCCUUUAUAGCACAUUUUAAUAUGAAUGUAUAAGUAGUAAAUCAGAAAGUAACAAUCUGUGGCAUAUUUUUAUGGCAAAUGCAAGAUAUAGAAAUCUGUAU
This is a messenger RNA of Urocitellus parryii (Arctic ground squirrel), 4362 nucleotides long. RefSeq names its product dihydropyrimidine dehydrogenase (gene Dpyd). Gene Ontology annotation, cellular component: cytosol; cytoplasm. Gene Ontology annotation, molecular function: iron-sulfur cluster binding; uracil binding; dihydropyrimidine dehydrogenase (NADP+) activity. Gene Ontology annotation, biological process: uracil catabolic process; thymine catabolic process. Lineage: Eukaryota; Metazoa; Chordata; Mammalia; Rodentia; Sciuridae. The record is from RefSeq and is a predicted model, not a curated record.